AAACCAUAUUUCCAAGGGAUUUAAAAAAAAAACUAGUUGUGGUUGUUUUUGUUUUUUGUUUAGUUUUUUUAGAUCUAAUCUGAGCGAGUUAGCGAGUGAUUCAGAUUGAAGAAAUGUAGCAGGCAUUGAACUCGAAUGACAUCCCGGUGAACUUUGCAGUUAAAAUGCGUUUUUGGAGUAAAUGCGUUAUUUUAUGGAGGUGUAUGAACACCGGGCUAAAUACAACAGGAAGAGAUGUAAUCCAAGGCUUCUGGGUAAUUUAGCGGGUAGUGAGAGUCGAGCCGUUUCAUGUUGCGCCCCAAUAAUCUGUUUUUUCUUAUUCUUUCCCGUGAUUCCCAGACAGUCUCUUCCGGCAUGAGGGAUUCCCCGUGCAUCUGGAUUUCAUAAGGCGCUUCUAGAAAUAGCCAAGAUUCCACAUGCGCUGUGCAGACAAGUCAAGUUUCGAUAUUCCUCAGUGGAAAUCAAUCCGUGUUAGAUAUCAGCCAGAUGUUUUGACCGACAUUUCAGGCUGCGAUGCGUACAGAUGUGUGGUGUGAGAAUGGAAUUUCCCAAAGUGUUUGACUUCUCUUUAAAAAAAAAAAAAAAAAAAGAUAUUGACCACACCUAAAUAGACUUCAAGGAAAUAGAUCCCUCAAUUAAGUAGUAAAUUCGGUUCCAUAAUAGGAGGUUGUUUAUUUAUUGGGUUGCUUAUUGGAGGAGCUGAAAAGGAGGAUAUUAAUUUUUUGUAGCCUGCUAUUUGUGCCAUUGCGCACUAGGCAGGUGAAUGCCCCCAUACUGUGACUCUCCAUCUAAUAUCCAAUUCAAACACAGACAACAAGACAUGUCAUAUGGAUAAAAGCACAGCAGGUGUGUGUGGUAAAUAAAUAAGUCGAUUUACCCCAGCACGGUUGAAUUUUCACUGUUAAAUUGGUCAGAAAGUGUAGACGGUAGCUCUGCCUAUAAUUCUAAUGAUGGCUGUAUAUUAAUCUGCUUGUUCUAAAACGUUAUUGUUUCUAUAGUAACAGCUCAUUCGCAGGGACAUGUAAGGAGGACGAUUCUACGUAAUCAAGGCUAAUAAAUAGAAGGAGUUUGGUGUCAGAUUUUUAAUGGUCUUAAUUCAUCAGAGAGAGAGAGAGAAAAGGCUGUUGAGGGAACGUCUGUUUUAGCUGCCAGAACAUAGCAGUGAUAACAGGAACUAUCAUGUUUCAAGGAAGUUCAAUAACAAUAAAUGUAAAUGGCUGGAAAACAUGGUGUGGUUUGUUAAUUGUGGAGCAAAGCACCAAAGGUGCGUAGUUUCCUUAUUGUUAUUCCAUGUUUUCUUCUUCUUCUUCUUCUUCUUCUCGCUAGGGUGUCUAUGGCAGCCCAUAGAACCGUCUGGUAAAAAGUUGUGAAAUUGGGCACACUCAUUGGGACACGUCUAAGGAACAUUCCGACCAAGAAUGGGCCAAGUGCUGUCAACGUUCUACCACCACCAUUGGGUCAAAUUUGGGCCUAAUUUGGAAGUACAUUUAUGGUCAUAACAUUUGAACUGGAUGGAAAAAGGCUUUUAAAUUUUGGAUACAAUGUUAGAUUUGGUCAAAAACUGUUUUUUUUUCACCACUCCUCCUACACAUUUUGUCCAAUCAUCGCCAAAUUUGGCGGACACCAUCUCCACAAUAAACCUCAUAAAAGGUAUCCAAAGAAUUUCGAGUAAUCCAAAUGGCUUGUCUGGAAUGGGCCAACGAAUCCGAUGCUGACGAGCAGGAAUUGAGGCUGCAUCUCAGCAACAACUUUGCACACUGUCACAAAAAAAAACAACUAGGUAGUCAACUUCAGGACCAUGACCUUUCAUGACCCUGCCACCUACUGGUCAAAAUGUACAAUAACAUGCUAUAAAUGCUUACAUCUAACUGCCAUUUUUGCCACUCCUCCCAAUUCUGUCCAGUCGUCAACAAAUUUGGCUCUCAGUAUCUUGAGACCUGUCUGAAUAAAAUCUGGCAAAGGAACUGCUUUUGGUAAUUUAGUGGGUAGUGAGAGUCGAGCCGUUUCCUGUUGCUCCCCAGUAAUAAUUUUUUUUCUUGUUCUUUCCCGUGAUUCCCAGACAGUCUGAGGGAUGCCCCGUGUGUCUGGAUUGCAUAAGGAGUUUCUAGAAAUAGCCAAGAUUCCACAUGCGCCGUACAGAAGCAAGUUUCGAUAUUCCUCAGUGGAAAUUAUCCUGUUAGAAAUCAGUCAGAUGUUUUGACCGACAUUUCGGGCCGCAAUGCGUGAAAUUGGCAUUGUGCGGUGUGAAAAUGGAGCCUCCCAAAGUCUUUGAGUCAUCUUUAAAAUAAAUAAAUAAAUAACCAUGACACGCAAAUGCGUGAAAAUACAAAUAAUUUUUUAAUCCCUUUGCCUGUAGUUAUGGCUCUGCUUUCCUGUGAUUGCUUAUUCAACAAUCGUAGCGUGUCUAUGAAUGUCUGGCUCACAGAGUCUGGGUGCCUGGCCCCGGAAAAUGCUGCUUGCAGCUUUAAUAAAUUAAAAAUUGUAAUUGGUGACAAAUGUUUGAGAGGAAUAAAACACUUUGAUAUGUGCUGCUAUAGAAAACAUCGGGGUGUAUAUCAGGAGGCAUAGAAAGCUAUAAAGUGUUUUAUAAUGAUAAGGUGUAAUUUAUGUAAUGUGAUGAGUACAUUUCAUUAGAUGAAUACAGAAAUUCUUCCAGAUUUGUCAGUUCUGCAAUGUGCACAUCAGUAACCAGAAAAGUAUUGAUUCAGCGGGGUUACUACUCGGUCAGAUGAUUUUAUGAGAAGUGGUGCAGAUUUCAGUAUUGCCAACUUGACUUCUAUAACACAUGUCCAACAUGACUGACCUGCUUUUUCAGGUUUGGGCUUCUGUAAAAUGUAGUUGAUUAGUUGGCCAUUUAUUUAUUUAUUUACUUACUUACUUACUUACUUACCUACCCAGAUUAAUCGACUAAUCGGAUGGGGUGGGGCAAACUUUCAGUAAACUUUUUUUGUAAUGUUUAUUUAAAAUAAAAUCCACAAACAGUGUUACAAAUAUAAACUUCAGGCUAAAACUUUACACAACCGUUUGUACAAAACAGAAAAGAACCCAAUACACACACACGCACACCGGAAUAUAUAUUAUUAAUUUAGGACUGUAGUUUAAUUCGGUGCUUUUUGUGCAUCCAUAAAAAAUAACGAAUACAUACUUGUACACAGUGCAUCCGGAAAGUAUUCACAGCGCUUCACUUCCCCCACAUUUUGUUAUGUUACAGCCUUAUUCCAGAAUGGAUUCAAUUCAUCAUUUUCCUCAAAUUCUACAAACAACACCCCAUAAUGACGACAUGAAAGAAGUUUGUUUGAAAUCUUUGCAAAUGAAUUCAAAAUAAAAAAACAACAAAAGCACAUGUACAUAAGUAUUCACAGCCUUUGCUCGAUACUUUUGUUGAAGCACCUUUGGCACCAAUUACAGCCUCAAGUCUUUUUGAGUAUGAUGCUACAAGCUUGGCACACCUAUUUUGGGGCAGUUUCUCCCAUUCUUCUUUGCAGGACCUCUCAAGCUCCGUUCGGGCAAAAGUCAUGGUCGGUGAAUCUGGGUAUCUGCUAAUGCUAGCGUGCGUAUGAUGUCAUGCACCGUCGACUAGGAAGCGGCUUAUACUUCUGAUAAAUGAGCUGAGUCAUGUUCAAAUCCCCAUCAUGCUGAUGCCUGAUGACUUCAAGGCCUAUUCGAAGAUCAAGGUGGACAACCACCUGUUUAACAAGGAGAAUAUGCCAAGCCACUUUAAAUUCAAGGAGUACUGCCCUCUCGUUUUCCGUAAUUUGAGGGAAAGGUUCAGCAUUGACGACCAGGACUUCCAGAACUCUCUGACCCGCAGCGCACCUCUCGUUAGUGAGGCUCAGGGUCGUAGCGGUGCCCGCUUCCACACCUCCUAUGACAAGAGAUACGUCAUUAAGACCAUCAGCAGUGAGGACGUAGCCGAGAUGCACAACAUCCUUAAAAAAUAUCACCAGUUUAUUGUGGAAUGUCACGGUACCACGCUGCUGCCUCAGUUUCUGGGCAUGUACCGCAUCACCGUAGACGGAGAUGAAACCUAUAUGAUUGUCACACGCAACGUCUUCAGCCACCGGCUGUCUGUCUAUAAGAAAUACGACUUGAAGGGAUCUACUGUUGCGAGGGAGGCCAGUGACAAGGAGAAGGCGAAGGAGCUGCCUACAUACAAGGAUAAUGACUUCAUCAACGAUGGACAGAAAAUAUACAUCGAUGAGGAAAAUAAAAAGAUAUUUCUUGAGAAGCUCAGGAAGGAUGUGGAGUUCCUGGCGCUGUUGAAGCUCAUGGAUUACAGUCUGUUGGUGGGGAUCCAUGAUGUGGAGCGAGCAGAGCAGGAGGAAGUGGAAAGUGAGGAUAAUGAAGGAGAUGAUGAAGGAGAGAGUGAUGGAGGGAUUGUUGGAACACCUCCAGACAGCCCCAGCAACACUCUGGACAGCACCAAACCCCUUUCACCGGGAGACUUUGACCCUACUAUUGAUGUCUACGCAAUUAAAAGUCACGACAACUCUCCUCGGAAGGAAGUCUACUUCAUGGCUGUGAUUGACAUACUGCAACAUUAUGAUGCCAAGAAGAAAGCAGCUCAUGCAGCUAAAACAGUCAAGCAUGGAGCUGGAGCAGAGAUCUCGACCGUGAACCCGGAGCAGUACUCUAAGAGAUUCUACGAUUUCAUUACCACCAUUCUGCCCUAAACUGGAGCAAAACCCACAGGGGUGAAAGAGGGACGCUGAUGGAGGGGUGCCCAAACGCACUCACCCACCCUUACAGCAGCUACAACCACCAUUCGUUUACAUUUUCAUUUUUUAUUUGUUCUUUGCUGUUUUCUGGGACCAUAAGUGUGAUGAAACAGUAACAAGUAUAAAUCUUUGUGGGAGCUAUGGAUUUUUAAAAAAAAAUUUUUUGGCUUUCUGAUGCAUGUCUCUCAUGGCAUUUUUAAUUCAUGUGUUAUUUUGCCUUCCUUUUAAUUGAAAGGGGGAGAGAGAGAGCGAGAGAGAGAGAGUGCGCAAAUGUGAUGGUGUACGUGGCUCAGUGAAUGGACAUACACAUGUAGAAUGAUGUCACUCAGAACGGAGGCUGAGAAGGAAAGGAGCUUUCAACUGCUGUAGAAUUCACUUCAGACAAAAAGGAAAUGUGAAGCUAUCCCAUGCAGAAUCAGUCACCCACCCCGAUUGGUCAAAAAUGCCUGUCCUUUUACUUUUCAUACGCUUUACCAGAAAGCGCAUUUCAUCAGUCCGUCCCUGCUCAUCUUCCCCAGUUAAACCUAACACCGCCCCUAAUGUAAACCUUACCCCUCUUCCGCCCGUGCUUCUUUCUCAUCUGUCCAUGCUCAUAUACUUUUCUUUCAUCCAAAUCUACCCGGUUCUUGUCUUUCAUGUGUUUCUAGUUAAAAGCUGCAGCACUUGUAGGUGAACGUGCUUUCAUUGCGUUAAUCAACGCGACGUUGAUUCUCACGUUAAUUCUCCGAAACCAUGGCUCUCCUCCUCUGAACAGUCUGACUGCAAAGAAAACGCUCCUGAGCUCCAUUCACAUUCACGAAGGAAUGCACCUUCUGACUCUUGCAUGUUCCUACAGUGUUUCACACGAGUGUGUGGUGGUAUUUUAUUAUUUUUUUGUGUGUGUGUGUGUGUUGUUUUUUUUUUUUUUGUUUUGUUUUGUCUUUUUAAUGACCUGUAGGAGGUUGAGAUGAUUCGUCUAUAAUUUCGCAUCAUGAAAAGGCGUUCUAAUGAACUGAACAGAAGCAACAGCAUUGGUGGCAAUCACUUCAAGUCUGUAAAAUCUGUUACGGGAAUGAUCUUUCAUUUGCCAUCAGCACCUUAAACUGUUGCACGUUUUUGUUUUUGUUUUUUAAAAUGAGGAUCUUUUUGGUCUGUUACAUACUGCAACAAUAGCACUAUGAGGCACUAUUGAAUGCAGCCCGUGGAUUUGUGUCGUCACAAGUACGCUUGUUCUAGGCAGAAAACCCAUAGUUUACCUCUUGCAUCAUGUAAACAAAUUCACACUUAUUGCUGUAAUGUUAGCUACAGUGUUCAUUGGGGGAGUUUCAGAAAAGGAGGAUGGGGAGGUCCUGUGUGUAGAGUAGUGUAAUUUCUUUUGCCAGUUUUAUAAACUUUACGUUUUUAAAUUGGCAGUCGAGUCAGCAGUGUAUUGUAUGUUUUGCACAUAAUGAACCAGAAGUUUAAAUAAUCCCUUUGGUUCGGUAGAGUGGUAUUUACAGGGGGGAAACGCCACACCUGUACAAAAUGGUGAUUCAUAAGAAAUCGAGUCGACUCUUAGGAAAGGUUCAUGUUAGGCGUCAUGUUUUCUUACGUUACCGAUAUGAAUCCCUGCGAAAUGGCUAGAAUUUCUACGAAAUUUUGCAUGAAAUUGCUGUUGUUUUAAUAUUGAUCUGUUGAAACAUGACACCACCACCACACCAUCUAGAAAGUUCUGACUCUUUAGAAUCGGCAUUUUCUUGUGUGUUGGUUCAACUGAUUUGAUUUUUUUUGUUGUUGUGUUUUUUUGUUUUUUUUUUAAUUAAAUGCACAGUUUUUAUUUGCAUUUUAAUUUGUACACGGAAUUGUUCGCAUUUUAAGCAGCACAUCCUUAUCGAGUGAAGUGUUCUGAUAAAUGAAGAAUGUUACUGUUUUGAAUUGUGCAGUACUGUAAAAAGUUUUGGGGUUUUUUUUUUGUUGUUUGUUUGUUUUUGUUUGUUUGUUUGGUUUUGUUUUUUAAUAAUGCAUGUUGCAUUUGUUUGCCCUGUUCAGCCUGAUGCCGUGUGUAACAGUCACCCCUCCUAAAAGAAGAAAACAAACAAACAAACAAACAAAAAUAUACACGCGCUUAUUUCUUCUUUCUGACAGUCUUCAACCUGCUUUAUACUGUCAGCAAUGUAUACACUGUGCAAGAGUCGUGCCUUUUUACUCCAAAUUCUUUAAUUUUCUAUUCUUAAUCUCAGUUGUUUUUUUCCACAGGUAAAAAUUUUAUUUUCUAAUUCUCUAAUUUUCUUUUUUUGUUUGUUUGUUUGUUUGUAGUUUGGCUGUGUAUGGAGAAGACUCUUUUUGUGUUGACAAUAACACUUAAAACCAUUAACACCUUUUUGAGUUCCAGCAUUGAAAAUGGCCCUGUGAAAGCUGAGUGGGACUUCUGUCACAAUGUUUAUUUUUAUCUUUUUUUUUUUUUUUUUUAUCAACUUAACCUCAGUAUUAUCAGUAAUCCAGACUCUUUUGCUAUUUUUAUCCGUUGUUGUUUUAUUAUUAUUUUAUUUUUAUUUUUUUUUACCAGUUUGCGCAAUGGUUGUUUCUUUUUUUCUCCCCCCCCACAAAAAAAAAAAAAAAAAAAAUUGGGGGAACAGGAGAGAGGAAAACAGUGCCUCUCCCUCCAGUCGUCGUGGUCUUCGCAUAUGCAAAGAAGAGGAAAGAAAAAAAAAAACCCAUUUGCUUGAAUACUUGUGGUUUUGACACGCAGCAGCACGCAACCGGAAACCCGCUUCAUCUCGCGCCUUUGGCCUUCAGAUUUGCCAAAUCAGCACUCAGCCUCUCCGCACAGGUUCUUCACAUCAUGUAGAAAUCUUCACAGAAAAUGAUGGCAGUUUUAUUGUGCUAAUAUCAGUUAACGUCUCUUUUUUUAUUAUUAUUAUUUUAGGCUGUAUUAAACGCGGCGCAACGUGUGUGUCCUGUUUUAACUCCGCAACUAGUUAAUGGAGAGAGAGAGAGAGAGAGGAAACCCCCCCACCCCCCUCCAUGAGCAUGGAGAAAUAAGUGUUUGCUAAGUGAUCAGUCGAGGAUGAGACGUGUUGGUGAGAGUGUUUUUAAAAGUCUGGGAGAGGGUUGGGUUGGGUUGGGGUGGGGGGGGGGGGUCAUUCAGAUUAUGUUCAGAUGUUAACCAAUAUAAUACACUCCAUUUCAGAAGCAUCGCUCCAAACCAUUAAAGCACUUUGCAAAUCCUCGUGCCUGUGUGUUUUCUAAUCCAGCCUCGCCCCUAACUGCACUUCCAUCUUCAAUUCACGUAUUUGUGCGACAUUUUGCAACUGCUUAUUAAUUCAGAGCAGAGAUUUUUAAAAAAAAAAAAAAAAAAGCUCGCACACUGUGUUCUUCCUUGGCGUUGGGGUGGAAACCAUCAAGGGUCCGUUGUUGGGUAUCUUUAAUAAGCCUGUGUAGCCUUUACUCAUGCAAGUGCUGGGCCUGUUCAUUCGCUUUUAGAGACUUUAAGUCUGUAUCAGUGAUGCUCAGUUAUGUACGUGAAAUGAUCUGUGGCGGUACGGUUUAUUUACGUUUCCAUGUGAUGCGUGUCAAGUCGACCAACCCAAUGGGUAUUAGGCUAUAGUAGACCUGUGAUUUUCUGUAGCUGCGUUCAUUUCAGGAUCUAUCCGUGAUCUAGUAUCAAUUGGUGAUUAUGAAGCCUACUGCAGUUCGCCUAUAAUGUUUUACAUCAUAUUUCUAUAUUGUCUGCCUCGUGUUGUUGGGCCUAAGAAAUUUUUUGGAAAGCCGAUGGAAAAUGAAUUGCCAAUGGAAUUAAAAGUGAAAUGAUAGGCUUCGGUUUGCAGAGUAGGUUACCGCAUUACUGCGAAGUUUAGGGAUUAAGGCCAUGAAUAAAUAAAUCUGUUUCUCCAGCUGUGAAAACCCUGUAAUUAGCUCAGAAAUUCUACCAGAAGCGGCUUUUAUAUCCAAAUGGCUUGAAAUUGUGUACAUUUUUCGACAUUAAUAGACAGAUUAGUGCGCCCCUCCAUGGGAAAUUGGGGAGGGGGUUGUAAUUUUAUUUUUUUUUUAAGUCAGCUCGCGUUCUGUAUGUAUCUUCUCCUUUGCAUUGCAAUUUCAAUGAUAACAUUCUUUACUUAACAAAUACUAGCAUUUUACCUCCCCUAAACUAUAGUCUAAACCCGCGUAAAUAAAACGGAAACAAUAUAAAAUGUUCAUUUCUACUUACACCUGUGCUACAGACCAAGGUGAAUACACCUGGUCGUGUAGCUACACCUUUGCCACGUGAGGCUCUUUUGUGAUUGUAUGACUAGAUGUGAACUUUGGGGAAAUAUAUACAUAUGUAGUGUUUAAAAAUAAUUUUAUUUUAAACCAAAGUUAUGAUGGUUUUCGCCUUACAUCUUCGCUUUUUUUUUUAUUUGAUUCUUGAUGACAUAAUAAAUAAGAGAUUAAUGCAAAUUCA
Molecule: messenger RNA, 9117 nt
Organism: Ictalurus punctatus (channel catfish)
Lineage: Eukaryota; Metazoa; Chordata; Actinopteri; Siluriformes; Ictaluridae
Gene: pip4k2aa
Product: phosphatidylinositol-5-phosphate 4-kinase, type II, alpha a
Exons: 10
Coding region: 3633-4673 (346 amino acids)
Biological process (GO): phosphatidylinositol metabolic process
Molecular function (GO): phosphatidylinositol kinase activity
Source: RefSeq, a predicted model, not a curated record